Cryptococcus amylolentus CBS 6039 is the source of this 687-nucleotide messenger RNA. RefSeq lists its product as hypothetical. The record is from RefSeq and is a predicted model, not a curated record. Gene Ontology annotation, biological process: RNA splicing. Bases 81 to 404 code for a protein of 107 amino acids. Gene Ontology annotation, cellular component: nucleus; exon-exon junction complex. The transcript is spliced from 8 exons. NCBI's taxonomy places the organism in Eukaryota, Fungi, Basidiomycota, Tremellomycetes, Tremellales, Cryptococcaceae.
CCUUCGACGAGUCUGUUGUCACUUCGCGCCCUGCUCUAUUUGGUCAUCAUCUUUUAUACAUUCACAAAACACUUGUUCAGAUGACUGACGCGCUCCUCAACGACAAAUUCUACCUCCGAUACUACACCGGCCACUCGGGUGCUCACGGACACGAGUUUCUCGAAUUCGAAUACUCUCAUGGCCGGAUCAGAUACGCCAACAACUCAAACUACCGAAAUGACAGCCUUAUCAGAAAAGAGAUGUAUAUAUCCCCUGCUCUCGUGGAAGAAUUGAAGAGGAUUGUAAGGGAAAGCGAAAUCACUAAGGAGGAUGAUGAGUCUUGGCCAAAGAAGAAUGUCAGCGGAAAACAGGAGCUUGAGAUACGGUUAGACAAGGAGCAUAUCUCUUUUGAAGUCAGUAUCUAAUUAACAAUUUUAUAUUGCCUUUUCAGCUGAUAUGUGUAUUUCAGACCGCUAAAAUUGGUUCUUUGAGUGAUGUGGAGCACUCUGAAGACGCAGAUGGACUGCGCGUCUUUUACUAUCUUGUUCAAGACCUGAAGUGUUUCAUCUUCGCUCUCACACAGAUGCACUUCAAAAUCAAGCCUAUUCAAGCUUAGAAGAGCAAAUCGAAAGAUGUAUUCAAGAUGAUGGGGUGUAGUUUAUAAGUUCGGUCAUUAUAUGCAUGUAUAACGUAUCAUUCUCUUUGGCA